This is a messenger RNA of Rhodamnia argentea, 728 nucleotides long. RefSeq lists its product as uncharacterized. The coding region runs from base 72 to 500 and encodes 142 amino acids. The transcript has a single exon. NCBI's taxonomy places the organism in Eukaryota, Viridiplantae, Streptophyta, Magnoliopsida, Myrtales, Myrtaceae. The record is from RefSeq and is a predicted model, not a curated record.
UCGCCAUACGCUUGCCUCUCUAUCUCAGAAGAUAGCACUGCAUCGUCUCUACUCGAAUCGAGAAGUCAAACAUGGAGACCACUUUCUGGAAUGCCCACGGGCGUGCCCUGGGUGGUUGUAUCGUUUCCCACCAGAAAACCGAUGUCCAUGCUCGAAAUCUGUCUGUUCCAUCAUCUGGGUCAUUCCUGAAGCUCCAUAAGAAGCAAUGGAACGGGGCGGAUAUUGGGCUAGCGGCCCGGUGUGCAAGUUCGUCGCCAGGUCCUGGUCCCGUGGCGGAGCUGGUGGAAGAAAGGGAAUGGAACGAGAUGAGGAAUUGGUCAGAGAAAUGCAGGGUGCAAGGAGUGGCGGAGUUGUUGGAGUGUCUGGAGAGAGAGGCGAUCAUGGGAGAUGACGAAGGGAAAGAGCCGACGGAUUACAGCAGGAGGGCUCGAAUCUUUGACAAGAGCUCCGAGGUUUUCCAGGCUCUCAAGGAACGUGAGACACAGACAGCUUCUCACUAACUUUGGACACGUGGCUGGACGAUGCUGACAGCUUUUGUUGAUUGUAAUUCAGCUCCUUUCCCUUUCAAUAAUUUCGAAAGGUUGGGUAAGAAAAAAUACCUUUGCCUAUAGAGAAAACCAAUGAUGCGGUUCGAAAGUGUGCUUUUUAUUUUUCUUUUUCAGAAAGUGAACAAACUGUUUCUCGGCAGUUGCAUGCUUCUAGUCGAAAAGUAAGUCUUUUUGCCUUUA